CAUUAAUAUCUUUUUGCGUAUGAACACUACAUACUAGUAGUCCCUUUCACUAGUACAUCAUUUGUUAACCAAAUUCAAUCUUAUUUCCCUCUAUAUAUUUCUCCCAAUCCCAAUUCAAAAAGCAUCCAAAACCUCAUUUGAUCCCACACCACCACAGAGUUGUUUGAUUUCGAUCAACAUGGAGAAGGGAAGCAACAACGUGUCGGAGGUGGUUGUGAAGCAAGGGCAAGCAACACUAGUCCCUCCGGCAGAGGAAACAGACAAGGGGCUCUACUUCUUGUCGAACCUGGACCAAAACAUCGCAGUCAUAGUCCGUACAAUCUACUGCUUCAAGUCGGAGGAGAGGGGCAACGAGGACGCUGUCCAGGUGAUCAAGGAUGCGCUCUCGAAGGUGCUCGUGCACUACUACCCGUUGGCAGGCCGCCUCACCCUCAGCCCGGAGAUGAAGCUCAUAGUCAACUGCACGGGCGAAGGGGCUGUUUUCGUUGAAGCUGAAGCAGAAUGUGAGCUCCGUCACCUGGGAGACAUCACCAAGCCUGAUCCUGUAACUCUUGGCAAGCUCGUCUACGACAUCCCUAACGCCGAAAACAUCCUCCAAAUCCCCCCUCUCGUCGCUCAAGUGACUAAGUUCAAAUGUGGAGGAUUUGUGCUAGGGCUCUGCAUGAAUCACUGUAUGUUCGACGGAAUCGGAGCGAUGGAAUUCGUGAAUGCUUGGGGAGAAAUCGCCAGAGGGAAUCAACUCAAGGUGCCUCCAUUCAUGGACAGAUCCAUUCUCAAAGCUAGAAAUCCGCCGAAGCCGGAAUUUCCUCACCACGAAUUUGCAGAAAUUGAAGACGUGUCGAACUCGGCGGAGCUCUACAAGGAGGAGAUGCUCUACCGCUCCUUCUGCUUCGACCAGGAGAAGCUCGAGCAGCUGCGGCGGAUUGCCAUGGAAGGCGGCGAUCUGGAAAAGUGCACCUCCUUCGAGGCGCUCUCGGGUUUCGUGUGGCGAGCGCGGAGCCAGGCGCUGGAUCUGAGCCCCGAUCAGCAGACGAAGCUCCUCUUCGCCGUGGACGGCCGGUCGAGAUUUGAUCCGCCGAUUCCGGAGAGGUACUUCGGAAACGCGAUCGUCCUGACGAACUCGAUCUGCAGGGCGGGGGAUCUGGCCGCGAAUCCGGCGUCGUACGGCGUGAAGCUGGUGCAGGAGGCGGUGAGGAUGGUGAACGACGGAUACAUGCGAUCGGCGGUGGAUUACUUCGAGGCGACGCGGGCGAGGCCGUCGCUGGCGGCGACGCUGCUGAUCACGACGUGGUCGAGGCUGUCGUUCCACACCACCGACUUCGGGUGGGGGGAGCCGGUGCUGUCGGGGCCGGUGGCGCUGCCGGAGAAGGAGGUCAUUCUGUUUCUCUCUCAUGGCAAAGAGAGGAAGACGAUCAAUGUGCUGCUCGGAUUGCCGGCUCCGGCGAUGGAGAAGUUCGAGAAGCUUCUCCAGAUAUGAUUUUAAAUCGUGAUCACAGUUUUUUAGUCGUCGUUAUUCAUCCAUCUUCAUUUGUGUGGCAUUUGUUGUUUGUUGAUUCGGGAAUAUUAUGUAACCAAGUGAAUUAAUGUGUGAAAUUGUUGUUUUUCAAUUAAAUUCUUAUUUAUAUUUCAA
Messenger RNA from Salvia splendens (bonfire salvia), 1630 nucleotides. RefSeq names its product omega-hydroxypalmitate O-feruloyl transferase. The transcript has 3 exons. The coding region runs from base 179 to 1477 and encodes 432 amino acids. The record is from RefSeq and is a predicted model, not a curated record. NCBI's taxonomy places the organism in Eukaryota, Viridiplantae, Streptophyta, Magnoliopsida, Lamiales, Lamiaceae. Gene Ontology annotation, molecular function: acyltransferase activity, transferring groups other than amino-acyl groups.